CAGUAACCGCGCCGCCGCUGUGAACAGCCGCUGCUGCUAGGGUUUUGUUUAGCCGCCGCUGCUAGGGUUCCGAAUAGCCGCUGCCAAGGUUAGUUCGUUAUUGGUUUUUUCAAUCUCAGAUCAGUUUUUCAGCCGUGUAUGGAAACAAUGGCAGAUGAAAAGAUAAAGAUUGAAAAGUUUGAUGGAAGUGAUUUUGGGUUUUGGAAGAUGCAAAUCGAGGAUGUUCUUUAUCAGAAAGACUUAUACCAAACGUUAUCGGGAGAAAAGCCAGAAAAGAUGAGUGAUGCAGAUUGGGCGAUUUUGGACAGGAAAGCUUUGGGAGUGGUUAGGUUGUCAUUGGCGAAGAGUGUUGCUUUCAACAUAGUCAAUGAAACGACUACGCAUGGGUUAAUGAAAGCUUUGUCGAAUAUGUACGAGAAACCCUCAGCAUUGAACAAGGUGUUUUUGAUCAGACAGUUGGUUAACACCAGAAUGAGGGAGGGUGCUUCAGUUACCAUUCACAUCAACCAGUUUAAUUCGGUCAUAACUCGGUUAGGAUCAGUUGGAAUUAAGUUUGAUGAUGAACUUCAGGCGUUGCUGCUUUUAUCUUCUUUGCCUGACAGUUGGUCUGGAACAGUGACUGCAGUUAGUAGUGCAUCUGGUACUACUAAGUUUACUUUUGAAGGAAUUCGGGACUUGAUUCUAGGUGAAGACAUCAGACGCAGAAGUUCAGGGGAUUCUUCGAGUGCACUGUUGAGUACUGAAGGCAGAGGAAGAAGGAAUGAAAGAGGAAGCAACCGUGGUAGAGGCAAGAGUCAGUCCAAGCAUCGAGAAGGAAUUGUCUGUUGGGAUUGCAAACAGACGGGACAUUUUAGAAGUCAGUGUCCGAAUGGUAAAAAGGAAGUGAAUACUACAGAAAGCUGCUCAGACAAUAGUGAUGAUGCGUUAAUCUGUAGCGUAGAGAGUAGUAUAGAUUCCUGGGUGAUGGAUUCUGAAGCCAAGAGAGUGAUAGAUGUGUCACACUCGGAGCUAGCAGAGAAAGAGAACGAGUCACGGGUUGUGACGGAUGAGUUGAAGCUCAGUGGGAGCUUCAACGGGCCUUCAGAUAAUUGAAGAGAAGGCCGCUGCAACUAGUGGAAAAUGAGGAUUACAAGAGUUACAGAUGAUGAAGACUAAGGAGCGUUGUUCGAGCCUCCAAGUGGGAGAUUGUUGGGCGAAUUGAGUGUGGAGGCUCGACCAAGAAGGGUAGCCGGCCCUAGUCUUGGUUCGACCCAUAUGGCACUAUGGCAGUAAAUUAGGUUUUUAAUU
Cuscuta campestris is the source of this 1287-nucleotide messenger RNA. Lineage: Eukaryota; Viridiplantae; Streptophyta; Magnoliopsida; Solanales; Convolvulaceae. The record is from the annotation of a GenBank genome assembly.